AUGGACGGUUUAGGACCAGACUGCUCGAAAGCAACCAAAGAUCACUUAUUGGUUAAACAUCCAUGCAGCUGCACUACUUACUUCGUUUGUCUCACCGAUCCGCCAAUUCCCAUGGAAUGUCCUAGCGGCCUUAAAUUCAACGAGAGUCUCCAGACUUGCGAUUACGCAAUUAAUGUGAACUGCAAAGAAGGCUGCCCUACUAAACCUAAUAUUAUGGAAAAAAUUGAAAAGUACGAAGUUUUAGGACAUAAUGACGUCGCGAUGGCUUACUAUUUCAUUGACAAGCUAAUUGAAACAAACGUGGGAGCAUAUAGAAGCGGUACACGAAGAGUUAUGAGCCUAUAUUUGUAG
Heterotrigona itama is the source of this 351-nucleotide messenger RNA. NCBI's taxonomy places the organism in Eukaryota, Metazoa, Arthropoda, Insecta, Hymenoptera, Apidae. The record is from the annotation of a GenBank genome assembly.